CAGAGCUCGGCUCUUUGUUCUUCUGGCGACUGGAAGCUCUGCUUUCUGAAGGUUCUGCUCUUUCUCAAGAAAGGAGUCUAGAAGAAGCAGCAGCAGUAAUGACUUCUGGGUUUCUGGCAGCCAGGAUGCAGGAGUCGGUGACAUUCAAGGAUGUGGCUGUGGACUUCACCCAGGAGGAAUGGAAGCAGCUAGACCCUGCCCAGAGGGACUUAUACCGGGAUGUGAUGCUGGAGAAUUACAGAAACCUGGUCUCACUGGGACUUCCAGUUUUUAAACCAGAUGUGAUCUCCCAGCUGGAGAGAGGAGAAGCACCAUGGACUCCAGAAGUCCCAAGAAGCACUUAUUCAGGUUCCUUUAAUCAGGAAACUAAAUGGGAAAACAAAGACUCAACUCCAAAACCUGGGUUUUGUAUAGGAGAGCCAUCUAAGGAACUUCAGGUCCCACAAAAUGGAUACUGGGAUUUCAAAUUGGGAUCAUCUUGGGAAUAUGAUGUUAGAUUAGAGGGGGAUUCAGACAACCAGGAAGGACAGCCUAGACAAGUGGUAUUCAUUCCCAGAAAAGAUUCUAAUAAGGUGAAUGUUAAUGAAGGUAAUGCUUAUGGUUUCAGUCUAGAGUCAAUUCUUGAUCCACAACAGCUGUUUGCUACAGGGAAAAGUCUACAUCAAUGUGAUAUGCUUGAAAAAAGCUUCAAACAGUUUUCAGAACUGAUUAAGUGGAAUAGAAUUUCCUUAGGGAAAAAGCUUUUAAAGUAUAAUAAAUGUAGGAAGCCCACGGGUUACCACUUAGAUUUGGUUCAAUAUGAUGGAGUACAUAUUGGAGAGAAACUUUAUGAAUGUAAUGAAUGUGGGAAAGCCUUCAACUGGAUUACACACCUUACUGAACAUCAGAGAAUCCAUACUUUAGAGAAGCCCUAUAAAUGUAAUGAAUGUGGGAAAGCGUUCAGCAAACACUCCUACCUUAAUCAACAUCAGAAUGUUCAUACUGGAAAGAAACCUCAUAAAUGUAAUGAAUGUGGGAAAAACUUCAGUCAGAGGGGACACCUCACUGAGCAUCAGAGAAUUCAUUCUGGAGAGAAACCUUACAAGUGUAACGAAUGUGGGAAGGCCUUUGGCCAGAAGGCACAUCUUACUGAACAUCUGAGAAUUCAUACUGGUGAAAAACCUUAUCAGUGUAGUCAAUGUAGAAAAGCUUUUAGCCAGAACUCAUCUCUUAUUCUGCAUCGGAGAAUUCAUACUGGAGAGAGACCUUUUGAGUGUAGUGAAUGUGGAAAAGCCUUCAGCCAAAAGGGACAUCUUACACAACAUAGGAGAAUUCACACUGGAGAAAAACUCUUUGAAUGCAGUGAAUGUGGGAAAUCUUUCAGCCAUGGAUCGUCCUUUACUUAUCAUCAGAGAAUUCACACUGGUGAGAAACCAUAUGAAUGUAAUGAAUGUGGGAAAGCCUUUAGCCAGAAUUCAUCUCUCACUCUACAUUAUAGAAUUCAUACUGGAGAGAAACCCUUUGAAUGUAAUGAAUGUGGAAAAGCCUUUAGGCAGAGGGGAAAUCUUACUGAACAUAUGAGAAUUCAUUUGGGAGGAAAAUCUCUUUAGUGUCCUGAGGGCGAGAAAGCCUUCAGUCACAAAGUGAGAAGUUACUGAGCUCUGGAGAAGUCACACCUGUGAAGAACCUCAGUGAAAUGAUUGAAUGAGGGUCAUCAGCAUCAGUUAUCAGUCCAUUCCUAACCUCCGAUAAUUCAUACUAAAGAGAGAGCCCUGUGAAUGUGUCAACCAUGGGAAAACCUUUAGGAUCACGCAUCAGAGACUGCAUGCUGGAGCUUACCUCUAUGUAGCAAGGCUACAAGGAAAACUUGAAGACCUAGUAGGAGAUAGGGACUGGAUCUGUGAUUUCAUUGGUAUGAUGAGCGCCUGAAUGAGUUCGCUCCUCGACUCGUACAAGUCAGCCCCUCCUCUGCAACUCACAGUGUUUGCUGGUUUCCUGGGGCCCUGCAAGAUUGGGGGGCUCGCCUGGGGUCACAAAGCCAGUGUGUAUCUGGGGGGGACCAGAAUCCAGGUCGUCCUGGUUUCCAGCCAGCAUUCAUCUUUACACUACACCACACAGGGAGGGUAAAGAUCUAUGGUUUGUGACCAUCUAUAAUUUGUUGGUCAUCCAUCUUUUCUGUCUCCUCUCUUCUGUUAGCCACAUUACUUGCCAUUGGGUAACUGCAGAGUCAACUGUGGUGAACCCAGCAUGUAGGCUAGUUCAGGAGCUGCAGUCAUGCCUAAGCCAUUACAGUGUUCUUUAGUGAACUGGUUUAACUUGUAAUAACUUGUUAGAACAGAAGAGAAAUAACCUCAGCUGGCUUCCCUGCUUGGGGGGUGUCUUUGUAUGUGUUCACAUUUGUGUUUGUAUGUAUGUGUGUAUAUGUGUGGGGAGAAGUUGCUUAGAGACUGCUUAUAUAUGGGAGAUGAAAAUAUUUUUCCCGGGCCUACAUGGGUCUGGUUUAAUCGUCCUGCCCUGAAGCAUCUAGAGUCAGAACUGGGAAGGCCUUUAAAUUAGAUCACUGUUACCAGUGGUAAUUAAGAAUGGGGCUGAGAACAAAGGAGGGUCUUGUAUACUACUUCCUGAAGCUAGAAGAGAUGGAAGUUUCAAGGAGAAACCGGUAUGAGAGAGAAUCUAUGAGCUUUAAGCAUAACUAAUAGGAUCUGUUUAGGAGUUAUUGGAAUGACCCUGGGUCUGCAGUUAAUCUGCAUGUGUUCAAGGCCACUCUAAAUGAUGUCAAGGCAUAGAUUAUUAGGUUCAGUUUUUGGUGGGCACAAGAUUUUUAUUAGUCACCUGUACACGGGGUUCUGGUGCCUGAUAGGCUUUGAUGGGCUUGCAAAUCUGCAGCAGAAGCAAAGCCUUAUUAGAGAAUUUUAUUCUGCUAUCCACUUGCUCUCCCUCUUGAUUUUUCCUUAAGUUCCUCCCUAACAAUACUCUAUAUUCCCACCCAAUCACCCAUCCGCAUGUGCUCCAUUACAGCCUUGUACUUUUUGGUUCAUCUUGAAAUAAAGCACAAUGUCUUGAUCUUAGAAAUAGUCCCCAUGCCCAAAUAACACCUUUGCUCCAUUUUCCCUUUUUUUUCUUAUACCUCUGAAUAUCCAGGGCAAUAGUAGUAGUAAUAAUUGAUGUUUGUCAUGCUCUCAAAUGUUCAGAGAGCUUUGCACACAUCAUCUCACAUGAGCCUCACAACACCACCACAAUAGCACUCUAGCUCCCAGUACGUAGAUCCCCACCCCCUCAGCAGUAAUCAAAAUACAAAAAAAGCCAUCACGUCAUUCCACCUUGGGUUUGCAACUCCAUAAUAAAGCGGGCCAGGAUCAAAGAGGCAAAACCAGUCUCUGGAAGUGAAUGUUACUUUAAUCCUGAGCACUAGAGGUCUUCUUUGAAUCCCACCCCUGCUAUUUAUGACCUUGGCUAGGAUACUUUACCUUAAUAGGCCUCAGUUUCCCCUUAAGUAAUAUGAGGGGGUUGGUAUAGCUGGACUCAAGCUCCCUUCCAGCUCUAAAUCUAUGAUUUUAUGAAGCUUUUCCCUUUUAUUCUAUCAGCCCUUCAGGUAAAUUGGAGGGGAGAAAGGUACUGGGAUCAUCUCUCAGCAGAUUUCAGGAAAAACCCUUGGAGGGGAAGGAUCCAAAGUGCUGUUAGCAUGUCUCUUGUGUCUAUGGCAUAUAUGUGCUGACUGGGACUCGCCAUGCUUGGGCCUUCCCUUGGGGAAUCUUCAAAUCUCACUCUGUAUAGUCCUUCCCUUUCUACCAGAUAGAUAGAUUACGCCUCUUUAGACGAGAUCUUGCCUAUCUUCCUAAAGAUGCUUCACUUGCUAAUAAUUUUCUUUGCCUUUUCAGCUGCUUAAUCUCUGCUUUUUUCCCCCUCUCAUUUCUAUACACUUCCCAUUUAGUAGUCCUGAUUGCACGGGGCUUCAUUCUAUUUUUCUUUUCCCAUAUAGUUCAUAUUUCUGCAAAUUUUUUUUUUUAGAUUUGGGGAAAAUGACUACCCUGACUAGUCUCAAUACAUUAUCUUCAAGAUAAUAGCCACUCUUAAUUUUUCUUCCUCCAUCACUUGAAGGCUUGGCUGCUGUAGCUGCCAUUAAAAUUCACCCAUCCCCAUUUCUCCAGGAUGCAUGGAGUCUUGACUCCCCCCUCCCUGGAACAGGUCUUUCUCUGCUGCAACCAGGUUGAAGUGAUGGGCUCCAUGAAGCCUGCCUUUGCUGCUCAUAUUACUAUUAUGAGAUUCUCCUCACCCCUUGGCUAGACUACCGUAACUAGUCUUCUAUCUGGUGUCUCUGUUUCUGAAAUAACAUUGCUAAUCUGUCCUUCAUGCAAUUGCUUUGACCUUUCUCAUGCACAAAUCUGACCAAAAUAGUGUCCUGGGCAAAAAGCAUCCUUGGCUUUCCAAUAUCUCUAUAAGAGUCAGAACUCUUCAGUCUGACUCCUUCAUUUCCAGCCAUAUUUCCUGCUACUUAAUCUUUGCAUAGAAAGUUAUUACCAGAUUUUUCCUACUGACAGUCCCAAAUGAUGUCGGUUUUUUCACACCUCUGGGCAUUUUUCUGUAGACUGUUCUGCAUGCCUGAAACACCCUCUGUAUCCCUUUUUAAAAUGCGUUUUCCUUAAAGGCCUCGAUUGGGUGUCAUCACCUAACGGAUCACAAAAAGGGGCAGGAGUAACUCACCCUGCACCCAUCCCAAUCCACCCCAUCUGAAAGUGGCCUCUCAGCCUCUGCCCAGAUCCUGCCUUUGCCCUCACCACAUUCUACCUUAUAUAUUAAUAUACAUGUUGUCUUAGUCCCUUUAUAUUGUAAAUUCGUUGCAUGCUGUUUUUCCAUUUUUGUAUUCCCAGUUCCUUGGACAAGGCUUUGUAAACAUAAUAAAUUGUUCUUGAAUUAUU
Molecule: messenger RNA, 4895 nt
Organism: Antechinus flavipes (yellow-footed antechinus)
Lineage: Eukaryota; Metazoa; Chordata; Mammalia; Dasyuromorphia; Dasyuridae
Product: zinc finger protein 501-like
Exons: 5
Coding region: 99-1589 (496 amino acids)
Biological process (GO): regulation of DNA-templated transcription
Source: RefSeq, a predicted model, not a curated record